CGAAAAACUUUCCCAUCGCUGUGGAACCACGGGAGUAGAGAAAUGCGCCUAGAGAAAUUUCCGCCCAUCUGAGGUCUCGAGGCUGUACGUCGAUUGCGAGGAGUAGGCUGUGAGCAAUUCGGUGUCGGAGCGCACGAAUAUACCAUGGCGGCUCUUAGAGAAGCCCCCAGAGCUGGCCGCCAGCUUCUUGGUACAGCCACCCGCUGGAUGCCUUGUACGGCUUCUUUUCAGAGAUGUGCAUCCACCGACGCUACGCCUGCAAUACCUGAUAUUCCUGAUAUUGAGCACGACUCUGGCCUAGCUGCACCGAUUGUCAAGAGAGAGGAUGUGAAGAUUACGGAUCCAAGGAAGAGGGCAAGUCGCAGAAACUAUGAGCUGCCACACGAGAGAUACCGAUAUCAUCCUCCCAAAUAUGACAGAGGACCUUUGCACCCAGUUCAACCCCCUCCAUCCUCCGAUCCCGUCGCUCGAAACUUCUCUCCCGGGCCGUUUAACCUUCCCCGAUUAAAGCAAACCUUCCACUCAACAAUCGCCGCCGACAUCAUGACUAUGAUGUACCAGCAUGUUCCUCCAGGAACACCAGAUAAGCCCGAAAGGAUACGACUUCGGGAAUGGGACGACUCAUCACCCUACAUGAUAAAUCGACCUAAGAGGGGGCCUAGGGGUGCCGAUGUUCUCUUCCCGCUAGAGAAGAAUAUUACUUGGCAGAACAUCCCUGAGAUUAGAGCUGUACAUUUAGCCAUGUAUUUGCCCAAGGCGAAGAAGAACCCGGAUCAUAUCACCGUAGGAAAGGCAGUGUUGCGAACUAUUACCGGUGUUCGUCCCGAGGUUACGACAACCAAGGCAAGCGUCUCCCAGUGGGGCAUCGUCAAGGGGGACAGAUCAGGAGUAAAAUGCUCGAUAUACGGAGAUCAGGCGUACGAGUUUGUGGAUAAGGUCAUCCAUCUAGUAUUCCCAAAGAUCAAGGAUUGGAGUGGCAUCCCAGGCACCAGCGGCGACAGCACCGGCAACAUCAACUGGGGUUUCACAGCUCAGGACAUGCUGCUAUUCCCGGAAGUCGAAGCCAAUUAUUCUCUAUAUCCAUCCAAGAUGAUAUCUGGGUGCCGCAUGACCCUUGAAACGACAGCAAAGUCUGACAGACAUGCCAGACUACUCUGCAUGAGCUUGGGCAUUCCGUUCUACGGGAAACUGGUAGACUAAGGGAUAGCAACUCGCAUUCCCUGAAAAUGUACAUAUUCGACGUCCUGCCGUAUUGGUAUUGGGACGGUACUGUGGAUUAAUACAGUUGUACCAUAUGCGGGAAUCACAAAUCAAAAACAUUUGGAAGAUA
Molecule: messenger RNA, 1330 nt
Organism: Daldinia caldariorum
Lineage: Eukaryota; Fungi; Ascomycota; Sordariomycetes; Xylariales; Hypoxylaceae
Product: ribosomal protein L5
Exons: 4
Coding region: 145-1200 (351 amino acids)
Biological process (GO): translation
Cellular component (GO): cytosolic large ribosomal subunit; ribosome
Molecular function (GO): RNA binding; structural constituent of ribosome
Source: RefSeq, a predicted model, not a curated record